AUGCAAGGCUUCAACAUGGGCCGGUAUAUACCGCCCGACCAAGCCGGCGGACCCUCAGGUAACAAACUCAACAGCCGCCGUGCUCCAGGCACUCUUCGCAAAGAUGGAAGUCAGACCGUGCGUUUUGAGCUACCUUAUGCUGUGUGGUGCACCACUUGCAAACCGCAUGCCAUCAUCGGCCAGGGGGUGCGCUUCAAUGCGAUCAAGAAGAAAGUGGGGAGUUAUUACAGCACACCCAUCUGGAGUUUCACGCUCAAGCAUGUUACCUGCGGAGGUGCGAUAGAAGUGAGGACCGAUCCGAAGAACACGGCUUAUGUCGUGGUAUCAGGCGGUAAAGCGAGGGAUUACGGCGAAGAUAAAGUGCGAGAGGGUGAGGGUAAGGAAGGUGGGGUCCCGAUCUUGACCGAAGCAGAACGGGAGAGGAGGCGGGAGGAUGCUUUCGCGAAUUUGGAGGGGAAGGUGGAGGAGAAGCGGGUGGAGAAGGAUAAUGGGAAGAGGAUACGGGAGUUGUAUCGGAAUAGGGAGAGGGAUUGGGAUGAUCCGUGGAGUGCUAAUAAGAGGAUGAGGACUGGGUUUAGAAGGGAGAGGAAAGUGCUGGAGAGGGAGGAGAAGGAGGGAGAGGCGUUGAAGAAGAGGUUGGGGACGGACAUUGAGUUGUUGCCCGAGAGUGAGGAGGACGGGAGGAGGGCGGGGAUGGUCACUUUUGGGGUUGGGGAGGAUGGGAGGGGAGACGAUGGCAGCGGAGCGGCUGGGAAGGCUCUCUUUCGUCACGAGCUGCCGGUACCAAGUUCGAGGUCUUUAGUCAAGGCGAAGUCGAGGGCUAAGAGGAAGUAUCAGAAAGACCUGCUUCGACGUCAGCUCGUGAACAAUACACGAGCUGCUAUUGAUCCAUUCGGAAGUGGAGGAUCAUGA
Molecule: messenger RNA, 912 nt
Organism: Recurvomyces mirabilis
Lineage: Eukaryota; Fungi; Ascomycota; Dothideomycetes; Mycosphaerellales; Teratosphaeriaceae
Gene: saf4
Product: Protein saf4
Exons: 1
Coding region: 1-912 (303 amino acids)
Biological process (GO): mRNA splicing, via spliceosome
Cellular component (GO): U2-type spliceosomal complex; post-mRNA release spliceosomal complex
Source: RefSeq, a predicted model, not a curated record